AUGAAUAAAUGUUAAUUAGUAAGAUAAACAUCUGAAUAUGUUUUGAAAAAUGCUAAACAUUCUCAAGUAAACAUCUAAAAUUUAAAGUAAUUGGCAGAUGAUUUAUUAGAUUAAUUCUAAAAAGGAUACAAAUACACCGAGUUUGAAGAAUACGGAUGUCAUUAUUCAAAUUUUAAUUCCCCUGAACAAACAAUAGCCUAUAUAUUUAUUUUAGAUACUCUUAAUUUUUGUUUUUGGCCUUGUAAAGAAGAAUUCGAAUAUGAUGAUUUAGCAAAUGGAGUAAAGAAUUUGAUCUUUAACCAUUAUGAAGAUGUUCUUCCGAAAAACAUAAUUAACAUAAACGAAUAAUUUAUAAAAGAAUAAGUAUUCAAAAAUAUUGAUUUUCCCCUAAUAGAUGAAAGGACUAGACUUUUAUAAGAAAUAGGAAAAAUAACUUUAAAUUAUUUCUAAGGAGAAUAUAUUAAUAUAAUAAAAGAAGCAAAUAAAUCCUCGGUUAAACUAGUAGAUAUACUUACAAGUUUUUUUAAUAACUUUUAAGAUAUUGCCAUUUAUUAAGGACAUUAAAUUUGCUUUUAUAAAAGGGCUUAAAUUCUUGUUGCAGAUUUAUUUGGAGCUUUUAAAGGCUAGUCUUUUGGAGAAUUCUAUGAUAUUGAUUAGUUGACUACUUUUCCUGAUUAUAGAGUUCCUCAAAUUCUUAAUUAAUUUUAAGUUAUUUAAUAUUCAAAUGAACUUUAAAAUAUUAUUGAUAAUAAAACAAUUAUUUAACAUGGAAGUGAAUAUGAAGUACUUUUAAUAAUUUUAUUUAUUAAUAUAUUUAUUAUUUGGUAAAAGAUUGAAAUUAGGGCUUGUACUGUAUAUAGUGUAGAAGAAUUAAAAAAAUAUUUAAAAUAAAAAGGAAAAGAUUUACAUUCUAUUGAAAUCGACUGGAUUUUAUGGUAAAAAGGUGAAGAAAACAGGCAUAAUAUUAAAAACCAUCAUAGAGUUUUAUCAAUCUAUUAUUGA
Molecule: messenger RNA, 1002 nt
Organism: Ichthyophthirius multifiliis
Lineage: Eukaryota; Ciliophora; Oligohymenophorea; Hymenostomatida
Product: UPF0553 family protein, putative
Exons: 2
Source: RefSeq, a predicted model, not a curated record